AUGCAUCGAAAUCCUCUGCAUAAACAAAAAAAUGGUAUUGGGGUUUCUUUAAUGACGACAGACGACGAAGUGAGAGUUGGUGAAGUACCAUCAGUCGAUAUUGUAGAGUUUGCAGGCGAAGAUUUCAAACCCGAAGCAUACAUUCAAAUGAUCCUGACGAGUACUUCUGAAGAAGGAGUUCGGGCAUUCUAUAAUAAUCUACGUGAAUCAAAGGAAUUAGCGGCUAGUGAUUUACAAAGAAACGUUUACAAAAAUUACAACGAAUUCGUCACGAUAUCUAAAGAAAUAUCAAAUAUCCUUUCCCGAGAUUUCUGUUUAGAAAGCGACAUGUUUGUUUUACGUGGAUUACUCAAUGAAUUACGGAAUGUGAGCAAUAAUUUACGAGAUGAUAGUAAUGUUGAAUCGGCCACUGCUGAUACUGUAACAACUGUCACCUCCGAUCCCAUUAUUCCAAGAGGAAGAAAACCAGUAUCUAAUAAUGCCGCUGAUCUGCAAUCAAUCUGGAAGGCACAAAUUGAAGCUCUUUGGGAAGGCGUCGAGGGAGCUCAGAAACUUGUCCCACUCGAACCUGGUCGUCAUAUUAUUCGUGAAAGUUCAAGCUUUGUUGAAAUUAAUCCGGCAACUAAUAAACCAAAGCAAGGAGUACAAAUGUUUCUACUGAGUGAUUGUUUACUGGUUGCUGUGAAGAAAAAACGUGCAAUGGUGAGGAUUAAGCUUAUAGCUGAACGAUGCUGGGGAUUAAAUGAGAUCACCUUGAUUGAUAUGAAGGAUACGAGUGAACAUCAAAAUUUGAUCAAGAUACUUAAACAUCCGGUCGAUACGUUCAUCUAUAAAGCUGAUAAACCCGAGGAAAAGAAGAAUCUUAUUAGUAUGACUCGUCGUGCAGUAGAAGUGAUGAUGGUGUUCAAAACGAACGGUGUAGAUCAAGCAGGGAAUACUGAUUCGAUAAUAAAUGUUCAAAAUCAACAGCUUUCUCCAUUACUGAGAAGUAUGCCAAGAAGAAGUCGUAGUCCAGCAUCUCCCUUGUUAGGUGCUCCAAGAAACCAAGCAGUUUCUAAGGAGGUAUCAUUGGGUGAUUCUCGGGAAAUUGCUGACUUGACUGAUCAAUUGGAUGUUAGCAUCGCACAAAGAGAAUAUGACGAAGCAGUGGAAAAUAUUGAACGAGCAAAGUCUAUGGUCAAUAAUCUGUCGCUUGAACCUGGGAAGCUCGACGUCAUACGUCGAAAAAUGGAUGAUCGAGUAGUAAGAUUAUCGAAUGCGAUUAGUCGUGAUCUAACAAAUCCUGAUCUCAAAAAAUCUCAAGUGCAAAAAAAUGUUCGAUGGCUUUUACGUUUGGGGUAUGGUGAACAGGCACGACAGAUGUUUUUAGGUGCACGAAGUAAAAUAAUCCGAAUUCGAACAAAACAAUUAAAAUUCGAAGGAGAUAUACCACGAUAUAUUAAUGAAUUAUCGCUCGUAUAUUUCACAUUGGUAAAGAACACUUGUGAUUGGUAUAACGCUGCAUUUAGAGACUUGCGAAUGGCAUCAGGUCUUGUAAAGUGGUCCAAAGAAGAAAUGGAGCAUUAUGCCAGCAUGUUUAGACGACAAGUAUAUAGCAUGCACGAUCCGGACGCUCAGAUUGUUCAAGAGUGUUUGAAAAUUAAUAAGGAUCAUUGUAGUAUAUUACGUGAAGUUGGUUUAGAUCUGAAAUUUUAUCUAGACAAACUGUUGGACCCUAAUGCUGUCCUUCCUGUUUUUGAUCAUGAUGAAAGCGGCUACGCUAUGACAGUGGUGAUUGAAGAACCAGAAGGAUCACACGAUUCUAUGAUUGAUAAUUAUGGAACAGCAGUUUAA
Molecule: messenger RNA, 1833 nt
Organism: Ambispora gerdemannii
Lineage: Eukaryota; Fungi; Glomeromycota; Glomeromycetes; Archaeosporales; Ambisporaceae
Source: the annotation of a GenBank genome assembly